Molecule: messenger RNA, 1671 nt
Organism: Lichtheimia ornata
Lineage: Eukaryota; Fungi; Mucoromycota; Mucoromycetes; Mucorales; Lichtheimiaceae
Exons: 11
Coding region: 1-1671 (556 amino acids)
Biological process (GO): fructose metabolic process; fructose 2,6-bisphosphate metabolic process
Cellular component (GO): cytosol
Molecular function (GO): ATP binding; 6-phosphofructo-2-kinase activity
Source: RefSeq, a predicted model, not a curated record
AUGUCGAAUCGCUCACCACGCUCGCAAUGUAUCACGCCGAAAACUUCUGAAUCACCUUCCCACUUGGAUUCCUCUUCAAUCGCUGCGAGAGCCUCGGAACGCGAUCCCCAUGAACCGGACAUGCCAAUGUCACCUGCAUCAGACCGUAGUUCCCCACGUCCUCCUUUGUGGCCACAACAUAAACGUUCUCUUGGUAUCGAUGUUCCUGGUGCUGUACGAAGCAUCAUCACGCCGAAAACAAGGAGUGAACUUACCUAUGACAGUAAAUUGGUGAUCUUAAUGGUUGGCUUACCGGCGCGUGGCAAAAGUUACAUUGUCAAAAAGCUUCGACGUUAUCUCAAUUGGUUGCAAUACGAAACCAAGGUUUUCAAUGUGGGCAAUCUCCGUCGAGUCAACCAAGCAUCACAAAACCAAGUGCAGUCAGCAACGUUCUUUGAUCCAGACAACAGUGAAAUGAAGAAUUAUCGUGAUCAUUUGGCACUUGAAGUAUUGGAGAAUUUAUUGGAUUGGCUCAAGGAAGGGGGGCGAGUGGCUAUCCAUGAUGCUACCAAUUCCACCAUUGAACGAAGAUACUUGCUGUUGAACAGGCUUCGUGACUUUCCACACAUCAAGGUCUUGAUCUUGGAAUCGGAGUGCAAUGAUACAAAGAUCUUGGAGCGUAAUUUUCGACUAAAGUUGCUCGGUCCCGAUUACAAGGAUAAGCCAGCUGCCACUGCUCUCGCCGAUUUCAAGUCGCGUGUGAACAAUUAUGAAAAGGCGUAUCAACCCGUGGGCGAUUGGGAAGAAGAAAACAACAUUGCCUAUUGUAAAAUCAUGAAUGUGGGCAAAAAGGUCAUUGCGUACAACAUUUCUGGUUACCUAUCGGGUCAAUGUGUCUUUUAUCUUAUGAACUUUAAUCUUGAAGAUCGACAAAUUUUCCUAACCCGGCACGGUGAGAGUUUGGAUAAUAUUCAGGGUCGCAUUGGUGGGGAUGCACCGCUAUCUCCAUCAGGUGAAAAGUAUGCAAGUGCACUUUCCACAUUUAUCAAGGAACAACGAGUACGUUUUGCAUUGGAAUUGGUACGACAACGACAUGAACAAGAGGAAACUUGGGUAUCCCAUGGAUUGGAACCGCUUGAAGCUGGCAACCUCUUAAGGUCAAGUACACCUGAACAAGCAUUCCAUGAAAAGGCAGCAUCCAUUUCAAGUCGACAAUUCGCUGUUUGGACAAGCAUGUUGCAACGUUCCAUGCAAACCGCCAAAUACUUUGAUCCAGACGAGUAUGAUAUCAAGCACAUUCGAUUUCUUAAUGAGAUCAACGCUGCUGGAUGCGAGGGAAUGACCUAUCCGGAAAUUGAAAGCAAGUUUCCCAAAGAAUAUGCAGCUCGACAAGCAAACAAACUUUACUAUAGAUAUCCAGGCAUUGGCGGCGAGUCAUAUCUCGACGUUAUCCAUCGUACACAACCCAUGAUCGUGGAACUUGAACGUAUGCGAGAAUCAUGUCUUAUUAUUACCCACCGAGUUGUCAUGCGCAUCCUACUUGGUUAUUUGAUGGAUAGAACUCAACAAGAAAUGCCUCAUAUGGAUAUCCCAAUGCACACUCUAUUUGAAGUACGGCCUAAACCAUAUGGCAACGAGUUGAGAAUAUGGAAAUACGACCAAGAAGAAGACACGUUCAAGCGAGUGCAAUGA